GAAAUAAGGCACCCAACCACCUUCCCCUCCGCCCCAAUCGCUUGCUCCCGCACGGCCGCACCGCCGCCGACCUCGCCGCCGGCAAUGGCGUGGCUCGCGCGCUCCAUCGCCAACUCCCUCAUCGCUACUGAGGAAGAACCCGAAGCAACCGACCGGGGCCCCUCGGCCUCCCCGGGCUCGUCCUCUCCCCCGCGCGGCGUCCGCGAGGACCUCUCCGAGCUAACCGGCGCGCUCGCGAACCGCUUCCAGGGCAUCGCCUCCUUCCUCGCGCCCGCGGCGCCUGGGGGCGGAGGCGCCCUGCGCCGGCCGGACCCGGCCGAGAUCGCGGGCCGGUUCCGCGCCGGCCUCGCGCGGCUCCCGGGCCGCCAGGCCGUAGCGGAUCUCGCCAGGAUCGCGUCCUCGCUCCUGCCCCCUGAGGGCGAUGCAGACUGGGCGGAGGAGGCAGCGGGGGUCACCGAAGAGGUGGUCGCGUUCGCGCGGGACGCGGCAUCGCGGCCCGAGCUAUGGCUCGACUUCCCCCUCCUCCCCGACGACGCGGACUCGGAUGAUUUUGACAUGACUGAUGCGCAGCAAGAUCACGCCCUGGCCGUGGAAAGCUUGGCGCCCGAGCUGGCUGAUCUGAGGAUCGAGCUCUGCCCCAGCCACAUGAGCGAGGACUGCUUCUGGAAGAUAUACUUCGUACUGCUGCAUCCUAAGCUCAGGAAGGAUGAUGCCGACAUUUUAUCCACUCCACAGAUUCUGGAAGCUAGGGACAAGUUGUCGCAGGAGGUGCGGUACCGGACGGAGUUACAAGGCAGCCACGGCGACACCGUACCUGUGGCUCUCGGCGAUGAAGGUGGCGUUUCAGGUUCUCUUGUAGAGGGUUUGGGCGUAUUGAAGGGCCAAGACGACUCCGCCAUGCUCACGUCUUUCAGCAACACGGACUACGGCAAGCCACAACCGAUCGAACAGGACAAGGAUAUUGUAUCGGUUCAUACGAUCGGCGAGACUGGAGCUGUUUCUUCGGAUAAUACCGGUAGCAGCGGUGUACCUGUACAGCUAGUGCCCGUGUCGAGAGACACCACCACCGUGGCGCCACUAUCUAGGACGGAAGAAAGUACGCACGAUCUCUCUACGGAAGACGAAGCAGCAGCAGAAGAAGAAGAGGAGCAGGGUCUGCAGAUGUCUGAGAUACCUUUGACGGACAGCUCUCCCCCUAAAGAUGGUCAACAGAAACAACCACUGGCUGCCAUCAGUGAGCGAUCAGGAGCUGACUAUCAGAAAAGUGAUAAUGUUGAGGAUGGCGGCGACGGCGUCGAAGAUGACGACGGGGAUGAAUGGUUGGAAGAGGAAGCAUGGGACCCGGGAAACACGCAAAUUCCGAUAGCAGAUGAUGAAGACGUGUCUUUCAGUGAUCUGGAGGAGGAAGACGAUGGUGCGGCCUGACAUCGCCUGUAGGCUUGGCUUGACCGUACUGCUUACGUAGUCUGUGCUUCCUGUUCCGUUAUACGAUUGGUACAAUUGUCUUGGUUGAUGUCU
Messenger RNA from Zea mays, 1518 nucleotides. RefSeq lists its product as uncharacterized. The coding region runs from base 85 to 1425 and encodes 446 amino acids. The transcript has 3 exons. The record is from RefSeq and is marked predicted. Lineage: Eukaryota; Viridiplantae; Streptophyta; Magnoliopsida; Poales; Poaceae.